AUCAUCUGUCACUGUCAGAGCGUAAAACACAUUUUGUAUUUAUGAAAACAUAGGUUAGAACAAGGAUUUCAAAUAUUAUUUAUAAAAUAGUUAAUAUCUUCUAAUAGUCGGAUAUUGGUACUAUUUGUACACGUAUAAAUAAGCAUUUAAUUGGUGUACAAAAAUGAGCUACUCCAAAGGAAACACUAACCGGACUAGAGCUCAAAAACACCAAAACAAAACUGCAUUCAAGAAUAAUUUACAUGACACUAGUAAGAAAACUAAAAUCUUAAAUUCAUUAGAAGUAACUGGGGUAUGUACGCGAUGUAAGGAAAUCAUUGAAUGGAAAAUUAAAUUCAAAAAAUAUAAACCACUAGCUGCACCUAGAAAAUGUGUUGGAUGUGAACAAAAAACAGUGAAAUACGCUUACCAUGUGCUUUGCACUAGUUGUGCAUCUGUUAAAAAAAUUUGCGCAAAAUGUAAUAAAGAUAUCAAUAGUAUUCAAGAAGAAGAAAUCAAACAAAUUGAUAAUAACGAAAAUAAGCUAAAGUCAUUGUUAAAAGGUUUGCCAGAAAGAAAGCGUAGAACAUUGUUAAGGAUUUGGAAAAAACAAGAUGAAAAUACUAGUGAUGAUAAAAUGUUACAAAUUGAAGACAUGUUGUCGAAAUUAGAUAACAGCACAGAUGAUGACUGGGGUGGUAACCUUUCCAGUUUGGAAGGGAGCCUUUCUGAGGAUGAGAUUGAUGAAUAAAUAACAUUUUGUUUAUGUCUAAUUUGAACUUUUAUUAUAACAAUAAUUAAUGAACACACAUAAACUAAGAAUAGGAAGACAAUAAGUUAUCCAUAUAUCAAAUAAAGAUGGCACCAUAUAUCCAUUAUGUCAUAGAAAUAUAGUUGCAUUUCAAUAUUAUUUGUAGUCCAAGAUGGCCAACAACAAACUUUCAUGUACUAUGACGUUUUAAAUACCAUAUUUUAAACCAUUUUAUAAUUAUUUAUCCAUUAUCAUAAAUAUAGUUCCCAAAUCUAUAAAAUGUGAAGUUAUCCAGUGAUGUUGAUUGAUAUUUAAAAAAAUUGUUAUUGUAAUCAGGUGGUAAAUUAAAAAACAUAUUCAUAUUAGUCUCAUUUAUAAUUGAUUUUUGGGCGGAAGUUACCCGGGGUUACAUUCAUGUUUCUGUGACAAUUUAUAUAAAUCAACAAUUUAUUUUUAUGCUUACGUUAUAUAAUAAAUGAACUAUACAUGUGGAUAAUUAUAGUUUCAGUUUAAUAAAUCCAUCGCCAUAUUCAAAUAAAUUAAAUUAUAAUAUAUAUUAGUAGUCAGCAAAAUAAUUAUUUUUAAGUCUAUAAUUACUUUUAACCUACUUACACCAUUAAUUUAAAAUUAAAAAAAAAUUCACCGACAAUGAAAACAGCUCAUGUUUGUACCUAUCUUAUGAUCUUCAUAUUUAUAAAAACCUGAUUUAUAAAAGAUUUUUUCUUUAAAAUUACAUAAAUAGAGGAAUUAUUGCAGAAAAAUUUAUUAAACCUAAAUAUCCAGUCAUAAAUGACUAGGUAAAGUUUGUUGAAUAAUAAAUUAUAAGAGAAAACUACACGUUUUUUAAAACAUUACUGAACUACUUAGAGGUUGUUUGCCGUUGGACCGAUUGGCAAAUCAAUCAACCGGCUCAAUGGGAACCUCUUUAACAUAGACAAUCAUCCAUACAAGACCUUUUUCACGAGAUAUAUUAAGUUUUAAUUAUCAGGGAUAGUUUAAAACUUGUAAUCCCAAGUAACAACAUGGAAAUUAGCAAAAGCAAUAUAGUGUUUAAAAGCAUGACUCUAAGAAAAUAACACUUUACACAUGCAAAUUAAACUAAUCUGUAAACAAGCAUGAGAAAGCAUUUAUCAUGCAAGAAGAUUUUGAAGGUUAUUACUAAAGAAAAUUAAUAUCAAUUAGAUAUUUAACAUUUAAACAAAAGAUAAUUGUGAGAUAUGAAUGUAAAGGUAUACAUAAGGGGUAAGCCUAAGAAUAAGUAUGGUUUGCAUAAAGGAUAAUGUAAAAAAGAAAGGAGUGACAGAAGAGUACCAUGACAGUAUAGAAACGGGAUGGG
Molecule: messenger RNA, 2066 nt
Organism: Papilio xuthus (Asian swallowtail)
Lineage: Eukaryota; Metazoa; Arthropoda; Insecta; Lepidoptera; Papilionidae
Exons: 3
Coding region: 164-730 (188 amino acids)
Biological process (GO): signal transduction
Molecular function (GO): protein binding
Source: RefSeq, a predicted model, not a curated record